Molecule: messenger RNA, 2882 nt
Organism: Betta splendens (Siamese fighting fish)
Lineage: Eukaryota; Metazoa; Chordata; Actinopteri; Anabantiformes; Osphronemidae
Gene: grhl2b
Product: grainyhead-like transcription factor 2b
Exons: 16
Coding region: 334-2196 (620 amino acids)
Biological process (GO): neural tube development; brain development; regulation of transcription by RNA polymerase II
Cellular component (GO): nucleus
Molecular function (GO): RNA polymerase II cis-regulatory region sequence-specific DNA binding; DNA-binding transcription activator activity, RNA polymerase II-specific
Source: RefSeq, a predicted model, not a curated record
AAGAAUUUCAGGCAAAGUUGACCCGCUGCCAUUAAACGCAAGCCAAGGCAAAUAUUAUAAUGCAUAGCAGCAGGAUAUGUUGACAUUUGCCACAAUUUACGUACACACUGAACACAACGCACGCGGAGUGAUUGGCUGCGGGGGGACAAAAGCGGCUUUACCUGCCAGGUGGAGCCGAGGAGAGACAGACAGCGCGAGGGGCAGGGAGAAAAGAAGCGGGGCGAGAAAAAGUCGACUUACCUGUAGCCCAACUUCUGGCAACGCACUUUCCCCGUUACCUGCUCCGACUUGAAAGUCCAGUUUCACAAGGAAGAAUCGGAGAGGAAGCGAAAUAUGUCACAGGAGACAGACAACAAGCGUCUGGUGGUGGUGGUCCCCAAUGAGAACUCCUUCCCCGCAGUGCGGCGAGCCUACACCAGCGAGGACGAAGCAUGGCGCUCGUACCUGGAGAACCCGCUGACGGCCGCCACCAAGGCCAUGAUGAGCAUCAACGGCGAUGAGGACAGCGCCAACGCCCUGGGGCUGCUCUACGACUACUACAAGGUCUCCACAUCACAGGCAUCUGGAGGAAAUACUGAUCGGACGCUCACGGAUGAGGUUCCCAAAGAAAAGAGGCUGCCCGUUCCUAAAGCUAUUGAAACUGCAGAGGACCAGGAGAAGAGGUCGACGUUGCCUAGCAACCAAAGCGAGGCGGAGACGGUGGAUAACCACGUCCAGGUCCUCAAGUCCGUCCCCGUCAACCUGUCGCUGAACACGGAGCACCAGGACAACAAGCGCGAGCAGUCCGGCGGCUCGGCGGCGGCCGGGGACGAAGGCUCGCCGGCGGCGGCGCCCGUGAAGGCCGAGGUCUACGCGCCCGUCUUCAUGACGGGGACGGGGCUCCACUACAGGGCGGAGGGCGAGGAGCCGGCCCGGGUGGUGUACGAGCAGGGUCCGUACGAGGUGACCACCGUCAGUCACAGCUCGUACGUGAAGGAGGACCAGAGUCCGCCUGACAGCCCGUAUGAGGAGGAGACAGACGGGAGGUACCACACGCCUUCCUCUCUGGCCGCCGACGACUUCUUAUUCCACGAGGAAGGAGUUGACAGCUUCCAGUACACGCUGGACGCCACCCGCUCGCUCCGUCAGAAGCAGGGCGAGGGGCCCAUGACCUACUUGAACAAAGGCCAGUUCUACGCCAUCACGCUCAACGAGCUAAGCGCCAACAGACGCCUCCGUCACCCCAUCAGCAAAGUCCGGAGUGUGAUCAUGGUGGUGUUCAGUGAGGACAAGAACCGGGACGAGCAGCUCAAAUACUGGAACUACUGGCACUCCCGACAGCACACGGCCAAGCAGAGGGUCCUGGACAUCGCCGAUUACAAGGAGAGCUUCAACACAAUCGCCAACAUCGAAGAAAUCGCCUACAACGCCAUCUCCUUCACCUGGGACGUGAAUGAGGAGGCCAAGGUCUUCAUCACGGUCAACUGCCUGAGCACGGACUUCUCCUCUCAGAAGGGGGUGAAGGGUCUGCCCCUCAUGAUCCAGAUCGACACGUACAGCUACAACAACCGCAGCAACAAGCCGCUGCACAGGGCCUACUCCCAGAUCAAGGUGUUCUGUGACAAGGGAGCCGAGAGGAAAAUAAGGGACGAAGAAAGAAAACUUUUCCGCAAGAAAUCAAAAGGUAAAGACGGGGGUGUGGGUGUGAUAACGGUACCAAAAAAGUCCGACACCACCUAUUUCAAGACCAUGACUGACUUGGAGUCGCAGCCCGUGCUCUUCAUCCCCAACGUUCACUUUGGGAACCUGCAGAGGGCAGGACAGGUGAUCUUCAACUCGGAGGAGAUGGAGAGAGAAGGGAGCGUGUUGGUGAAGAGGAUGUUCAGGCCGUCGGACGAAGACCUGUGUCCGUCACCCCACAAACAGAUCCGAGAGGAGUCUCACAAGAGAGUGCUGUUGUACGUCAGAAAGGAGACCGACGAGGUGUUCGACGCCCUGAUGCUGAAGUCUCCCACACUCAGAGGCCUGAUGGAGGCGAUAUCAGAGAAGUACGGCAUGGCCACAGAGCGGAUAGCCAAGGUGUACAAGAAGAGUAAAAAGGGGAUCCUGGUGAACAUGGACAACAACAUCAUCGAGCAUUACUCCAAUGAGGACACCUUCAUCCUGAACAUUGAGAGCUACGCCGACGCCUACAAGAUCACGCUGACGGAGAUCUGAGGGCUCCGUGCGCGGGACGGCCGGAAUCCAAGAGGCUGCUAUGACGCGGCUGACGAGCCGACGGACACUGGAGGCGGCGCCGCUCGGUCGCCGCACUUCACCCCAAACUGUUACACUAUGAAGCGAGACGCGUUUCCUCUGCAGGAGGACGAUGGCGCGUGGGGAUGCAGGACACUGUAGAGAUGAACUGCUUGCAUUUAGCUCUGAACGCUCUGGAGCACAGACGUCCUCCACCUCUGCUGAACAUUUGUAUUGUAUAAAAGAAAACUCACUUGUAUUCUGCUUCUGUAUAGUCUGUUAUAUUAGUGUUGUGAAAUGCUGAUGUGCUGUAUGUAGCCACAGCUUGAAGUAGAAACGUACCUAGUUACUUAGCAGCUUCUUUGCAUGCGCCCGUUUUUUCUAGUUGUUAUUUAUUAAUUCUUAUUAAUGAUAUUGGUUUGUAUUAACUCAAGGAUUUCAAAUACUUUACAUUUCAGUGACUUCUUCUCGUAGUCACCCUCUUUAUGACCUCAACAUGUUUUUAGAUGGUUCUCUUUUUAAAAAAAAAAAAAAAAAAAAAAAGCAUUUCAACAAAUUGCCCAAAGUCCUGAUAUGAUAAAAAAGGCAAACAGCUUGAGAGGGUUGAGAAAUGGCACUUGGUUGUUGUGUGUGAUAUAAAAAAAAUAAAGACAUGAACACAGAAAUGA